Messenger RNA from Plodia interpunctella (Indianmeal moth), 1452 nucleotides. It is a transcript of the gene wcd, whose product is annotated as wicked. Bases 116 to 1429 code for a protein of 437 amino acids. The record is from RefSeq and is a predicted model, not a curated record. Lineage: Eukaryota; Metazoa; Arthropoda; Insecta; Lepidoptera; Pyralidae. Gene Ontology annotation, molecular function: protein binding. The transcript is spliced from 2 exons. Gene Ontology annotation, cellular component: Pwp2p-containing subcomplex of 90S preribosome; small-subunit processome. Gene Ontology annotation, biological process: rRNA processing.
ACCAAAAAUAAAUUAUUCACUAAUGUCAAAUCAAAUCAAAAAAAGCCCAUGCGCGCUCUUAAUGCUGUGCUGUUAUUUCAUUUUAAUUUUAAUUUUUUGUUGAUAUACGUGAAUAAUGAAGAGGGGAAUUACUGAUUCAAUAGAAGACGAAACAAAGUUAUCUGGAUUAUUGUUUAACAAAUCAAAAGCUAUUGUAGAAAAAUUAAAAAGAAAUAUUGAAAGCAAAGAUGUUGAUCUUAAACCUGUGUGGAUUGACGAGGAUGACAUACAUUUGGCAGCAAAUACUAUUCCCAAUAAAAAGAGUAAGGUUUUACAAUCUGAAAGACUCAAGCAAAAAUUUGAAAGUAUUAUGGGAACUCCCAAUUGGGCCAAGAUAGGAAACAAACAGGACUCUGAAGAUGAAACUUCUAAAAUUAUCCAAAAAGUUGGUCAUGUUCACAAGAAAAAGUCUUUGACUCUGCCCAAAAACUAUCUGGAAGUUAGAAAAUUCCCAAACAUAAACAGUGAGACCAAAUCAGAAGGCAAAGUUAUAUCAUGUGUGGAGUUCCACCCAAAAUUGAGUGCAGCUUUAGUUGGUGGACAGUCUGGCAUAGUAUCCUUGUUCUCUAUUGGUGGUGAUACCAACAACAAAUUGCAUAGCUUCAGGUUGAAGAAGUGGAAAGUUACUGCUGCUUAUUUUUCCCCAGAUGGGUCCCAGGCCUAUUUAGCUUCAGAAUUGGACCAUUCCUACUGUUUAUAUGACCUUGUUAAAGCUAAGCCUAAGCUCCAUCAGCUCCCUCUAUGUGUGAAGAGGCCGAAAAUAUUUAAGCUAUCACCAAAUGGUAAAUAUCUAGCUGUGUCUGAUGGAUUUGACGAGAUUCAUAUAAUAUGUGCCAAGUCAAAUGAAAGGUUGAGGUCAUUAAAACACAACUCUAAGGUAGUGUCUGUAGCCUUUGACCAUAAUUGUCAACAGUUGUAUUGUUAUUGUGUACAGGGAGACAUAACUAUUUGGGACUUGUCCACAUAUAGGGCUCUUAAAAAGUUUUAUGAUAAUGGCUGUGUGAAUGCAUCAUGUAUAACUGACAGUCCUUGUGGGAAAUUAUUGGCUGCAGGAAGUAAGGAGGGAAUUGUCAAUAUCUAUGAUACAGCCAAUUUAGAUGGCCCUUCUCCUUUUCCCAUAAAGACCAUUUCAAAUUUAACCACAAAAAUAACAGACAUCAAAUUUAAUGCUACAUCUGAAAUAAUGGCAGUUUCGUCAAAUUGUUACCCAAAUGCUGUAAAACUGGUCCACAUUCCCUCAUAUCAUGUGUUUAGUAACUUCCCACAACAGUCAUUUAAUUAUAACAAUGUACAAACUAUGAACUUUUCACCUAAUAGUGGAUACAUGGCACUUGGUAAUGAUAAAGGUGCAGCCUACUUGUUUAGGUUAAAGUACUAUAAGAAUUAUUAAGACAAUAAAUUAUUUUGUUCAUA